Cylindrotheca closterium is the source of this 1968-nucleotide messenger RNA. The record is from the annotation of a GenBank genome assembly. NCBI's taxonomy places the organism in Eukaryota, Bacillariophyta, Bacillariophyceae, Bacillariales, Bacillariaceae.
AUGGAAGAAUCAAAAUCAUCGCCAUCGUCAUCACCGUCGUCAUCCAAAACAAAGCGCAACAUUAAUUCCUAUUAUGGUCACAAGGUUGGAUUCUGGCAAUCUCUAUCACUAAUAUUGAAUGCCGGUCUCAUGGUAUAUGCCCACAUUGGCUUGUCGGGUGUCAUUUUUACCAAUCAAGAUCCUUCUGCGGCUAGCGGUGGCUCGAGUGACACACCAGUCAUCAUCAAUGGCACGGGAGUUUGUACGGCCAACGACAUUUCCAUUUGGAACGAACUGGGAGGAGAAGCCAUGCGUCCCAUUCAUAGCACCUUUUGCUCGAGAGAAUUUACCCAAGAAGACACUGGUGGUGCCCUUUGCUUGUCCAAUCCAGCCUGCAUUGCCACCUGCUUUCAGGCUCAAUACAAUUACUCGGAAGAUUGCUCCAAGUGUUUGGGAUCCAUUCCUCAAUGUGCGGUAGGAGAUGGUUGUCUUUUGGUGUGUGCGGGAGAUAGUUUGGGACAAGAAUGUCAAGAUUGCAAUGCCGAUUGCAUUGCUCAAAUGUUUGUUUGUUCGGGGCUUCCACAAGAAACAAAUGGAACUACUACUACUGCGGAUGCUACUGCUACUGCUACUGCUAAUACGUUGGGGGUUCGCCGAUUCUUGAAUGAUAAUACUACAACAACGAAUGAUGAUGAUGACGUUUGCAAUGAUUGGGAUUUAAAUAAUGUUCCCAUUUGGUACCGAGUCUACGAUCUUACCUUUGUGGGCAGUGUCAAUGAUGCUUGGAAUGGGGAUGCUCAGUUGCUGGCGGUCAUUGUGGUUUUCUUUUCGGGAUUUUGGCCCUACGCCAAAAAUGUCAUUUUGCUGAUUGUUUGGUACCUUCCCAUGACCAUUGAGUGGCAAACCUGGUCCAUUCUAUGGCUUUCGCGGCUUUCCAAAUAUACCUUGGUGGACGUUUUUGCCGUGGUUGUCGUCCUGGUGGGAGUUCAACUGCAACUCAAUGUAGGAGGAACCGAAGCUAUUAUACGAGCGGAACCAAGGUUUGGAAUAUUGGCCUUUUUUGUGGCCACCUUGUGGGAAUUCAUACAGAUUGAAGUCAUCAAGGCCAUGCACGAAGACAAGGUAUUGAAUCUUCAUAAACAUGCAAAUGAUGGAAAUGAUGCCACCAACAAGGAGAAUACCAAAGAGACGGCCAAUCCAGAGACUACCGCUUCUACUACUGCUACAACUACAGAUGCACCAGCAAUACCAGCACCAACACCAACAUCUCCAACAACAGUAAGAUUGUACUUUGAUGAUCGACUGGAAAUUUGCGCAGUCUUGUGGGGUUUGUCGGUUGGUCUUUUUGCAGCCGGUGCCGUAACGGAAAUUGUCCAAUUCACCUCCAAGGAUCUAACGGCCACGGAAGGAUGUACGACGUCAUACAAUUUGGUAACCUUGGCCAAUGCCAUGGUCAAUGAAUUGGGAUUGCUUGACAAUUCGGUGGCAUGGCAAACAUGGGUUUUGUACAUUGUGUAUUUGUUGCUGAAUCUGGCCUUUCCCAUCCUUGUACAUUUGAUGCAACUGUGGUCGAUGGUAAAUUGGAAGAAAUGGUAUCAACAAAAAGGACAAGAACAACAGCAACAAGACAAACAACUCCUUGGUAACCUUCAAAAGGUUUCGUUAUGGACAUCUGCCAUUUGGUGCUUUGCUUGCAUUGAAAUUCUGUUGAUUGGAAUCUUUGCCGUGGAAUUCAAGUUUUCGGAUCUGGUGGCCCGACUGGCGGGAGAUUCCAAUGCCGUCUUUUUGGACAUUACCAGUGGAUUGGGAGCUGGGUUUUAUAUCCUCCUUGCGUACAGUUUCAUUGCCGGAUUCUUACAGUUCACCUUGCGAGUGAUACAUGAUGAUCCAAUCAUGCCUUCUUCUUGUAAUGAUGCUGAUGAUGAUGCUGACGCCGAGGAGGGUGCAGUGUCGUCUAUUCAGGAGAAAGACACGAGCGAUGAUGUCUAA